GUGCCAGCGGAGUGAGGCGUUUUCUCUCAUGUUGCUGUUUUGCAGUUUAUACCUUCAGUGGGGUUUAAAUCUGCAGCUCAGGGGAACCGAGGAACGCCGCUCAUUUCUCCACACUCUCAUUUGGUCCUGCUGUACCGUUUAUUCUUUUUGCCUGAUGGCUUUCUAACCUCUUGGGUCCAUCCUGAACCUAGGUUUUCAUCUGAAGGACAGAGAGAGAGAGAGCGAGAGAGAGAGAGCGAGCGCACCAUGUUCAGCUGGCUGGGAACAGACGACAGGAGAAAAAGGGAUCCUGAGGUGUUUCACACUGUCAGUGAGGGACUCAAGAAGCUGUACAAAACCAAACUGCUGCCUUUAGAAGAGUACUACAAAUUCCAUGAGUUCCACUCACCAGCUCUGGAGGAUGCAGACUUCGACAACAAGCCCAUGGUGCUGCUGGUGGGACAGUAUUCCACUGGCAAAACCAGCUUCAUACGAUACCUGCUAGAGCAGGACUUCCCAGGCAUGCGGAUUGGUCCAGAGCCCACCACAGACUCAUUUAUAGCUGUGAUGCACGGGGACAUUGAAGGCCUCAUACCGGGAAACGCUCUGGUCGUGGAUCCAAAGAAGCCUUUUCGUAAGCUCAAUGCUUUUGGCAAUGCGUUCCUCAACAGGUUUGUGUGUGCCCAGCUACCCAACCCUGUUCUGGAGAGCAUCAGUGUGAUUGACACUCCAGGAAUUCUGUCUGGAGAAAAGCAAAGAAUUAGCAGAGGCUACGACUUUGCGGCUGUGCUGGAGUGGUUUGCUGAGCGUGUGGACCGCAUCAUCCUUCUAUUCGAUGCUCACAAGCUUGACAUCUCAGAUGAGUUCUCGGAUGUGAUAAAAGCCCUGAAGAACCACGAGGACAAGAUCCGUGUGGUACUUAACAAAGCAGACCAGAUCGAGACUCAGCAGUUAAUGCGCGUCUAUGGUGCCCUGAUGUGGUCGUUGGGAAAGAUUGUGAACACGCCCGAGGUGAUCCGUGUCUACAUUGGCUCCUUCUGGUCACACCCACUGCUCAUCCCUGACAAUCGCAAAUUGUUUGAGGCUGAGGAGCAGGACCUGUUCAAGGACAUCCAGUCGCUGCCACGCAAUGCUGCUCUGCGUAAACUCAACGAUCUCAUCAAGAGGGCCAGACUUGCCAAGGUCCAUGCCUACAUCAUCAGUUCUUUGAAGAAAGAAAUGCCCACUGUAUUUGGGAAAGAGAACAAAAAGAAGGAACUGAUCAACAGCCUGGGAGAGAUCUACAGUCGGAUUGAGAAGGAGCAUCAGAUUUCUCCUGGAGACUUCCCCAAUCUUAAAAAAAUGCAGGAACAGCUGCAAGCCCAUGACCUGAACAAGUUUCAGCCAUUAAAGCCAAAGCUGCUGGACACAGUGGAUGACAUGCUGGCACAUGACAUCGCCCAACUGAUGGUACUGGUGCGCCAAGAGGAAACACAGCAGCCUGGCCAGGUGGUAAAGGGCGGUGCCUUCGAGGGCACCAUGAACGGACCAUUUGGCCACGGAUAUGGCGAAGGUGCUGGCGAGGGUAUUGAUGAGCUUGAGUGGGUGGUUGCGCGUGACAAGCCUACAUACGACGAGAUCUUUUACACACUCUCGCCUGUCAAUGGCAAGGUGACUGGUGCGAAUGCCAAGAAAGAGAUGGUCAAGUCAAAGCUGCCUAACACCGUGCUGGGCAAAAUAUGGAAGCUGGCUGACAUUGACAAGGACGGCAUGCUGGAUGAUGAGGAGUUUGCUUUGGCCAACCACCUCAUCAAGGUCAAACUGGAAGGGCAUGAGCUUCCCAGCGAGCUUCCGUCCCAUCUGGUACCUCCUUCCAAGAGAAAAAUACCAGAGUAAUACCACAGCAGGUCAUAUUUAGGAAAAGUGACUAUUAGGACUUUGGAAACUGUAUGGAACAUUAACAAUGAACAUGAUUACGUAAAUAAAUUGCUAGUAUCUGACUGCCCUGAAUUUUCCCUAGAGGUCUGGAUUGAAGUUUGUCUGAUGACUAUUUUCACCUGUGUGUGUUUGUGUUUAAGAAAUGACAAAAGUUAGGCUCAGUACAACAUUUCUGGAUUGACCCACACAUCCAUAUUUUAAACAUGCUUAAACCGUAUACAUUUUAUUUCACUUUUAAUUUCUGUCUCAGAGCACUCGUGUCUUAACAAAAAAAAGUAAUAUCAUCCUUAGUCUUAAUUACCCUUGUCACAGUAGUUAUCCUAAAUAUAACCACAAAUAUAAGAAACACACUCUUUUUUUCCUAAGUAUAUGUACGUUGUACGUCUUGUGAAGGGGGCAUCAUGAUGAAUGCAAGCCCUUUCUAGCCUGACCAAGAGACUGUUAAUGAUAUACUGUAUGUGUUGUGUGAGAACGUUGACUAUUUGACUCUGUAUUUAGUGUAUGGAUGGAUGGGUAGUGAUAGCAAUCUUGUCAAUUAAUAUAGUGUACUGUACAUGUUAAUCCCUCUUUAAUGUUAAUUUUAGAUGUAUUUAAAAUACUUACUUGAUUCCUGUUUUUAAAAAUACAGAUUUAAAAAUGUAAGUCAGCACUAACAUUUACAUCUAACUUAUUUAACACUUUUUUUAAAGCUGGUUAUGCAUCAAUAUAAAUAUUUAUGUUUUUGUCUGUACUUGUUCCUUGUUGAUAAUUCAAUCAUACUGCAACAGUUCACAAACAUUUUUCUGUGUAUCCUUGAAAGCUGUGUAUAGUGUUUACUGUGAUUUAACAGUGAAACAUACCUAUAUGCAGCACAUGCUCAUAUGGAGCCUCUGCCUGUAUGCUCAGACAAGGCAGAAAUGUUUCUAAAUAAAGGUAAACAUGAUGCUUGAAAAUGAUCGCUAUUGCUACCACAGGCCUAUAAUUUCGGGUCACGAUGGUCAAAAUAAUAAAGUGCAUCCCGUGUCUGGUUCCCAUGUUUGAUUUAUUGGUGUGCUCAACAACCUUUAGUCAUCCGAGUUAAUAAACUGCUGUGUACCAAUGCA
Molecule: messenger RNA, 2978 nt
Organism: Ictalurus punctatus (channel catfish)
Lineage: Eukaryota; Metazoa; Chordata; Actinopteri; Siluriformes; Ictaluridae
Gene: ehd3
Product: EH-domain containing 3
Exons: 7
Coding region: 247-1854 (535 amino acids)
Biological process (GO): endosomal transport; endocytosis
Cellular component (GO): plasma membrane; cytoplasm
Molecular function (GO): protein binding; calcium ion binding; GTP binding
Source: RefSeq, a predicted model, not a curated record